AUGGAGCUCGCAGCCAUCAGUUCCGACAGAACCGUGUCGUCCACAACACCACCCGACACCACUUCCUCUACAGGUUCACCAUCGACUAAGCAGCACUUUCUAAACCCAUUGACAAUCGUGGUGCUAGGCAGGUCAUCCCACGCGUCCGCGAUCCAACCCACAACUGUCGCCCUCGACGGUGGCUGGAGCUUGAAGGUCAAGCCAAUUCUGCCGCAUACGGCACUUCAGCGGGCGGUUCCACGCGACGUCGGCAGGUUGGCAGAUCCACGUGUAUCUUGGUGGGAUUCGCUCCAGCAGGACAUUGAUCUCUUUUGCGUAGGCCACGACGUCGUCCCAGAGCAAGAGGACCUUCUUGGUGGUGCGGUCGGCACGCUGCCCAAAAGCAGCUUUUUUCUUGGCAAUUCCAUCUCCAUGAUGCCAGUCCAACCCCCACCGCCGCUGAUCUAUCUCCCCAUCAAACCCGCCCGCCCCCCCGACGAACCGGCUGGCUAG
Molecule: messenger RNA, 492 nt
Organism: Aphanomyces astaci
Lineage: Eukaryota; Oomycota; Saprolegniomycetes; Saprolegniales; Verrucalvaceae
Exons: 4
Coding region: 1-492 (163 amino acids)
Source: RefSeq, a predicted model, not a curated record